CUCAGGAGCAACCUCGGCGAUGCUUGGGACCAUAUGUGGUGCCUGGGAUCCAACUGGGGACCUUAAAUCCCAUACUAUCUCUCUGGACCCCACAUUUGUAUUGUGAAAUUUCUGGGGUGGACCAGAGAGACAAUACAAGGGUUAAAGCUCUGACACUGUGUCAUGUUGCACCGGCACUGCAUUUGGUCCUCUGAGCACAGAGCAGAAAUAGUCCCUGAGCCUUGCUGGGUGUGGCCCCAACACCCCCUCCAGCAAACACAUACAAAAAUCCCACAAAGAUGUGGGUCACGUGCAGCUGUCCACCAGCCGGCUUCAGACUGCGCCCGGGAUGGGAGACCAGAGCGGCUGCUACCGGUGCGGGAAGGAGGGGCAUUGGUUCAAAGAGUGUCCAGCAGAUCGUUUGGGCCGCGUGGCAGACUUUACCGAGCAGUAUAACGAACAGUACGGAGCAGUGCGCACGCCUUACACCAUGGGCUACGGCGAGUCCAUGUACUACAACGACACGUACGGAGCGCUCGACUACUACAAGAGGUACCGGGUUCGCUUGUAUGAGGCAGUGGCGGCGGCGGCCGCUUCUGCCUACAACUACGCAGAGCAGUCCAUGUCCCACCUGCCUCAAGUCCAGAACACAGCUGUGACCAGUCACCUCAACUCCUCCUCCGUGGAUCCCUACGACAGACACCUGUUGCCGAACUCUGGUGCCACAGCCACUUCAGCUGCUAUGGCUGCGGCCGCCGCCACCACCUCCUAUUAUGGAAGGGACAGGAGCCCCCUGCGUCGCACUGCAGCUGUGCUCCCCACAGUUGGCGAGGGCUACGGUUAUGGGCCAGAGAGUGAGCUGUCUCAGGCGUCGGCAGCGGCGCAGAAUUCCCUGUACGACAUGGCCCAGUAUGAACGGGAGCAGUAUGUGGACCGAGCACGGUACUCAGCCUUUUAAAAACUGGAGGUAGGAUAAUUGCGGACUGAACCCUUGGGCUGCGGUCAUAUAUGAGAACUUGUUCCACGCGGUCCCCUUUGCCGGGACGUUUCCAUUGCUUCAUGUUUCAGUAAACAAAGGAGUUUGUGACCAACUAUGUUUUCUUUCUUAAUUUAAUUCUUCUAAGGUGACUUUUCUUUCUUCCUGUUACUAGUCCUGUAGCCUUUCAGUCUGUUCCUCCUAGUCUCGGCCUCUGAGCAGCCCUAGGUAAGGAUUAUGCUGGUACCCCUUUUCCUGUACAGUGGAGCCCCUCUGAUCUGCUUUCCUUAGGAGUUGACCCCUUCUCCCUGCAACACCUCUUUUCCCGUUAAAAUGACCAUGUAGUGGCAAACAGCCUUCUCUGUUAGCUCUGGCCUCACAUUGCGGGUAAUCUUCUGAAAC
This is a messenger RNA of Sorex araneus (European shrew), 1357 nucleotides long. Its product is annotated as RNA-binding protein 4B-like. The transcript has a single exon. The record is from RefSeq and is a predicted model, not a curated record. Gene Ontology annotation, molecular function: zinc ion binding; nucleic acid binding. The coding region runs from base 329 to 937 and encodes 202 amino acids. Lineage: Eukaryota; Metazoa; Chordata; Mammalia; Eulipotyphla; Soricidae.